GUUCAUUCAUAGUUGCGCUGUUUUACAUUGUAUUUACUUUUUGUAGCUAAAAGGAGGUAACCUCUAAACGUCAGAUUCAAAUUGAGAUCUAGUUGGAUCUGGUCAUCAUUGUGUCAGUUAAAAGUGGUAAAAUGACAUACGAGUAUUAAAAAAAUACAAUCAUGAGUUUAGUGCAAGAAGUGUUGUCCUCGUUCGAGGCAGCAAACAUGGAAAAAGUAAACAAUAAUCUGCCAAAGCUUAUAUCAGAGUCGCUGUCGCUGAAAAUGGAAACAGUCGCCUAUCUGGAAGAAACAUAUAAAAACUACUUCAGCAGACAGGCCGUAAUAAAUAAUCUGCAGACUAAAUGCAACAUACUCAUCGAACAGCAAACUGAGCUCAAAGACAGCAUUACAGUGGUUGUCAAAAAGGAUGCUAACAAGGCAAAGUUGGAAGUGUUGGAUUGCAGCAAGAAACAAGACGAGAUCAACCUGAAUUUAAUGCUGUGUUCACAUUUGUUGAGCAUCUAUAGCUGCAUUUCAAAGAUCACUAAAUGUCAGUCCAACAAAGAGUAUUUGAGGUGUGUGGAGGAACUAGAGAUGAACGAGAGUAAGCUGUCUGAAAUUAAACCUGAAUAUGAUGAAAUUGAACUGCUCACCAAUCUAUCGAUGGAAUUCACAGAGGUAAAAGUUAAUUUGAUUGAGAGACUCUGCGGAGUUGUAAAUAAUCAUAUACAAUAUUCAGUGAAGGAUGUUGGGUCUGGUAUAAUGAUGGCAACAAUUAAUAUACGGGAAAGAAAUGAUGAGGUUGAAGAGGCUCUGAAAGCUUUGGCAAAGUUGGAGGAGAGGAUAACACCAUUGGAUGAUUUGAUUUACUUCAUAUGGGAGCAUAUUUAUAGUAAAAUUGUUAACCAUUCCACGGAUCUGCAGAUUGAGAAAAGUGAUGAAGGGGGUGUACAGAUCAUUUUGAAAUUUAACAGUGAACACAAGGAUAGUUACAGUGAUGUGUUCAAACAGAUCAUCAAAGUUUCUGAGUUGCUGGAUAAGCAUUUCAAUUGUGAGAUUAAGGAGAACAUUACUAUCCUGGAUUACGUUGGGGAGGAUAUCAGGGAUAAUUUGUCUGAGUUGAUUAUUAAGUUUUGCUUGAAUGAUACUAUCCCAUCGAAUGAGGAAGGCUUGAAAAAGUAUAAUGAGGUGAUUGCAGCCACUGAGUUGCUGCAGCAAAAGUUGAUACAGACGCACAUUUUCUUGCCUGAAACAAAGUCGAUUUUGAAGCAUGCCCAGAAUAUCGAUGUUCAUUUCAUCAAUAAGAAGUGUAAAGAAUAUUUAUCGUCGGCUGUGGAUCUUAUGAAAGAGGAUCUACACGAUACCGUGCAAGUUGGUAAAGAGAGCGACGCGUUGGUAAAUGAUGAAUUUCCGCAAAGUUCCGUAUCGAAAAGUGUGCUGAAACUGGUCGACUUGGUGGAGAAGAUCCUGAUCAGCGCCAGUACAAGUUCGGAACUUUGCGCUGGACGUUUGUAUACGACAUGUAAAAACAUCAUUUACUUGUACGGUCCGGCGAUCUGCGAGCAUCACCAUAAGCUGCUGAAAAGCAUUCCGCAGCAGAUCGCUAUAUUCUACAACAAUUGUAUGUAUAUGAAUCACGAGUUCGGUCUGAAGAAGUGGAACGCUCUGCUGAUGAAGUUGCCACCAAGCAUAAGGUCUGCGCCGUUCGAUCUGGGGCAGCACAGUUUGCAGUGCGUAGCUAACGAUAAGUUCGAAGAUUACGUGCAGGCGCAGAUCGCGCAAAUCGAGAAGACGGUAAAUGAAUCUGGUAUUUUGGAUCUGAUGUUCCAACAGAAGAUUGAAGUGUCGACGGAGAAAGCCGUCAGGCAGUGUCUGCGGCAGCUGGAGCUCCUCAAAACCGUAUGGCAGAAGAUCCUGAACUACUACAUGUACAACAAAACGAUCGGAGUGUUGCUGAACUCUCUGGCGAAGACAAUCGUUACCUGCAUCUUAACAGUACAGGAUAUCUCCGCUACCGGCUCCGAACAGCUGGUGGAUAUCCUGAAGGUGGUUCAGGCGAGGGGACCGAAGCUCUUCACGGAAUCUGGAGAGAUUCACAUGUACGUGGACAGUUGGGACAAGCUCUACGAGAUGGGGUUCGUUCUGAAGAGCAACAUGCUGGAUAUUAACGACAGGUGGGCGGAUGGUAAGGGCCCUUUGGCCCUUCAUUUCACAGCAGAUGAGAUGAAGCAUUUGAUUAAAGCUCUGUUCGCGAACAGCGAUAUGAGGGCGAAGAUGCUUGCCCAAAUAAAGAAGUAAUUAAGUGAUAGGGCGUAGGGAGAUUGUAUGUUUGUUUAUUGUAAUAAAACAAAGAAAGUAAUGGUUCA
Molecule: messenger RNA, 2347 nt
Organism: Nicrophorus vespilloides
Lineage: Eukaryota; Metazoa; Arthropoda; Insecta; Coleoptera; Silphidae
Gene: Zw10
Product: centromere/kinetochore protein zw10 homolog
Exons: 3
Coding region: 162-2279 (705 amino acids)
Biological process (GO): endoplasmic reticulum to Golgi vesicle-mediated transport; mitotic spindle assembly checkpoint signaling
Cellular component (GO): RZZ complex
Source: RefSeq, a predicted model, not a curated record